Molecule: messenger RNA, 1161 nt
Organism: Triticum dicoccoides
Lineage: Eukaryota; Viridiplantae; Streptophyta; Magnoliopsida; Poales; Poaceae
Exons: 2
Coding region: 141-1100 (319 amino acids)
Molecular function (GO): protein dimerization activity
Source: RefSeq, a predicted model, not a curated record
AUCAGGCUGCUGAAAUUGCUAGAGGGAUUGAAUUGGGAGAGCUUGACACAGGAAGAGGGGCCAAUCAAAUAGGAUCUUUACAAAGGGCCGGAGACACGAGAUGGAGUUCCCACUACAAAUCUAUCAAAAGUUUGUUAAAGAUGUUUGCCGCAACUGUUACAGUGCUAAGAAGUGUAGCAGCUGAUCGUUCAGCUACAAGGAACUCAAGAGGUGAUGCUGGAGGUUCCCUGAAAAUCCUACUCACAUUUGAUUUUGUGUUCAUUCUACACUUAAUGGAAAGAAUCAUGAAAAUCACGGAUGUCUUGUGUCUCAAACUUCAACAUAAAUCUUUGGACAUUGCAAAUGCAUUAGAUUGUGUUUCUAACAUAAAGGUGUUGCUUGGUGAACUAAGGGAAGAUGGAUGGGACAGCCUUUUUGAAGAUGUGAAAUCCUUUUGUGUGAAACAUGAGAUUGACAUCCCGAACAUGGAUCAAAAGUAUGUUGGUGUGACAAAAUCUCGAAAUAAGCAUGACAACACCACAGUUAUCCAUCAUUACAAAGUAGAUGUGUUUAAUGUUGCAAUAGAUCAACAAGUGAUAGAGUUGAAUGAUCGAUUCAGUUCUCAAGUAACUGAGCUACUAGAUCUUUGUUCAUCAUUGGACCCGAGGCAUGAUGCCUUCAGCAAGUCAAAGAUAUGCAGACUAGUGGAGAAAUUCUAUCCUGCAAAUUUUUCUAGUCAAGAAAGAGAUCGGUUGGAGUGCGAGCUACCACAUUUCCAGCUUGAUACAUUCAACCAUCCAGAGAUCAAGAACUGCAAAUUACUUGCUGAUCUAACAAAAGGAAUAGUUAAGACUGGCAAGUCUUCUGACUAUCCAAUGGUUGAGAGGUUGUUACGACUGGUCAUAACUCUCCCGGUGUCAACCGCAACCGCAGAGCGAGCCUUUUCUGCAAUGAAACUAGUCAAGACGCGGCUUCGAAGCAAAAUGGGAGAUGAUUUUCUUUGCCAUUGCACGCUAGUUUACAUUGAGAAGGAACUUGCAGCCAAGUUUAGCUCUGAAGAAAUAAUCGAUAUCUUCGAUACUGGUGCUCGUAAAGCAGAAUUCAAAUUGAUAGAAAUGUAAUUUAUUCUUAGUAUUGAAAAAUAGACGUAUAUUUACUAUCUAGAUGUUCUAAACCCUAUUA